Fundulus heteroclitus (mummichog) is the source of this 3050-nucleotide messenger RNA. It is a transcript of the gene tm9sf3, whose product is annotated as transmembrane 9 superfamily member 3. Gene Ontology annotation, biological process: protein localization to membrane. The transcript has 15 exons. Gene Ontology annotation, cellular component: membrane. Bases 1 to 1761 code for a protein of 586 amino acids. NCBI's taxonomy places the organism in Eukaryota, Metazoa, Chordata, Actinopteri, Cyprinodontiformes, Fundulidae. The record is from RefSeq and is a predicted model, not a curated record.
AUGGGCUCUCCCCGGUGGAAGGUGGCAGUGGCGGCUUUCCUCGCAGUAGUGGGCUCCUUACUACCCGUGGACGCGGAUGAGCACGAGCACACGUACACAGAUAAGGAGGAGGUGGUUCUGUGGAUGAACACGGUGGGGCCCUACCACAACCGGCAGGAGACCUACAAGUAUUUCUCUCUGCCCUUCUGCGCGGGCAACAAGAAGACCAUCAGCCAUUACCACGAGACCCUCGGCGAGGCCCUGCAGGGAGUGGAGCUGGAGUUCAGCGGCCUGGACAUCAAGUUCAAAGAUGAAGUCAUGCAGACGACGUACUGUGAAAUUGAUUUGGACAAACCCAAACAGGACGCCUUUGUUUACGCCAUAAAGAAUCACUACUGGUAUCAGAUGUACAUAGACGACCUGCCCAUCUGGGGCAUCGUCGGUGAGGCGGACGAAAACGGAGAGGAGCACUACCUGUGGACGUACAAGAAGCUGGAGAUCGGCUACAACGGCAACAGGAUAGUGGACGUGAAUCUGACCAGCGAGGGCAAAGUCAAGCUCAUGCCCAACACCAGGAUCGCCAUGUCGUACUCGGUGAAAUGGAAGAAGUCGGAUGUAAAGUUCGAGGACCGCUUUGACAAGUACCUGGACCCGUCCUUCUUCCAGCACAGGAUCCACUGGUUCUCCAUCUUUAACUCCUUCAUGAUGGUCAUCUUCCUGGUGGGCCUGGUCUCCAUGAUCCUGAUGAGGACCCUGAGGAAGGAUUACGCCCGCUACAGCAAAGAGGAGGAAAUGGACGACAUGGACCGAGAUCUGGGGGACGAAUACGGCUGGAAGCAGGUCCACGGAGACGUGUUCAGGCCUUCCAGCCACCCGCUCAUCUUCUCCUCGCUCAUCGGCUCCGGCUGCCAGAUCUUCUCCGUCUCCUUCAUCGUCAUCAUCGUGGCCAUGGUGGAGGAUCUGUACACGGAGAGGGGCUCCAUGCUGAGCACGGCCAUCUUCGUUUAUGCUGCCACCUCCCCCGUCAACGGCUACUUUGGGGGGAGCCUGUACGCAAAGCAAGGAGGCAGAAGGUGGAUUAAGCAGAUGUUCAUCGGCGCCUUUCUGAUCCCAGCCAUGGUGUGCGGCACGGCGUUCUUCAUCAACUUCAUCGCCAUCUACUACCACGCCUCCAGGGCCAUCCCCUUUGGGACCAUGGUGGCCGUCUGCUGUAUCUGCUUCUUCGUCAUCCUGCCUCUGAACCUGGUGGGAACCAUCUUGGGAAGGAAUCUGUCGGGUCAGCCCAACUUCCCCUGCCGAGUGAACGCCGUGCCGCGGCCGAUCCCCGAGAAGAAAUGGUUCAUGGAGCCGGCCGUCAUCGUGUGCCUGGGAGGAAUCCUGCCCUUCGGCUCCAUCUUCAUAGAAAUGUACUUCAUCUUCACGUCGUUCUGGGCCUACAAGAUCUACUACGUGUACGGCUUCAUGAUGCUGGUCCUGGUCAUCCUCUGCAUCGUCACCGUGUGCGUCACCAUCGUGUGCACGUACUUCCUGCUCAACGCCGAGGACUACAGAUGGCAGUGGACGAGCUUCCUGUCUGCUGCGUCUACGGCCGUCUACGUUUACAUGUACUCCUUUUACUACUACUUCUUCAAAACUAAGAUGUACGGCUUAUUUCAAACCUCCUUCUACUUCGGCUACAUGGCCGUGUUCAGCACCGCUCUGGGAAUCAUGUGUGGUGCCGUCGGCUACAUGGGGACAAGUGCCUUCGUCAGGAAGAUCUACACGAACGUGAAAAUCGACUAAGAGGCGCGGCCGCUCCCCGGGAGCCGCAGGAUUCACCGACGCGUUGUGAAAGACGGCCGGCACAAAGUCAUUCUCUAUUACUUUCCCUCCUUCUCGCAGAGAUUGUGGGAAUCUCACUUUGUACAAAAAAAGUUUGUUUUUCUUCCAUUUUUUUUUUUUUUUUUUUUUUCUGAAUGAAUAACAACGUGACUUUAAGAGGGGAAAACUGUGGAGGAGAUUAAAGUGCAGGUUUUCUUUCUAAUCAGUUGCUUUUUGCAGAGAGGGGGGGGGGCGGGGUGAAUGUUUAAGGCCGACCCGGUGCCACCGGAGGCGCGUGGACGGCGUGGCGUAGCUCUCUUCAGUGAAGAGGCCGGAGCGUUCAGGAAGCCUUGGUUCUGUUGCUUGGUUCUGGGUUCGACGCCGUGUUCUGACUCCUUCUUCUUCUUCUCUUUUUGUAUUCCUGGAAGCUAAACCGUUGCUCCACCGUACCGUAGUCCACUCUCUCUCUCUCUGCUCUGGCUGAUGAAGGUCAACGCAGACCCGCCGUCGGGUCGCUGAGCAGAGAGACUGAGCCGCAGGACGAACCCAUUUCUUCUUCUGUUGUUUUUUUUUUUUUUUAAAUGGCUGUUUGACGUGAUCCGUUUCCAGGUCGAGUCUUGUUUUUCUAAAUGUUUGGGUUGAAUGAAGUCUGCGUGUAAAGAUAAUAUAUGGACGGGGUGGCGUGUAUAUAACCUGAAUAAUGUACCUUUAGAUGUAGAUCCCAGAUGUAUUUUCGUUGUACAGUUUUACUACAGGGUGUGUUUUCUUUAUUUUUUAAAUGAAUCCUUUCCAUUGAUCUCUUUAGUUCGGUGCUUUGGUGGGUGGGGGGGGGGUGCUGUUACAGCUUGCCUCAGAUCGCAUGAAGUUUUCAUUCACCAUCCCCUUCAUACAGUUCUUUUUCAGCCUGACCUUUUUUUAAAACAAAAAGCCACGUUUUUGCUUCACUUUUUCUUUAAAAAUAGGGGAUUUAGUUUUAUUUAAAAGCUUUAAAGAGGCUCCACGUCUGCAGACAUACUGUACAAAGUAAAGUUUCUGUCCACCUAAAAACUAGAUGUUCCCAUGGCCACGCUGUGCUGCAGAGUGUUUCGGAUCUGUGUAAAUACAGUAUGUACCCUACUUGUAUGAAAAAGUUUCUUUUUUUUUUUUUUCUAAUCUCCAGUCGUCUCCCACUCUGGUUGAUUUCGGCACUUCAUGUUGUGAACCAAUGUCAGACAUUUUGAACCUGCAUAUUAACUUGCUGUAAAAAAAAAAAAUAAACAUGUUUAUGUACA